Molecule: messenger RNA, 1146 nt
Organism: Salvia splendens (bonfire salvia)
Lineage: Eukaryota; Viridiplantae; Streptophyta; Magnoliopsida; Lamiales; Lamiaceae
Exons: 4
Coding region: 1-1146 (381 amino acids)
Biological process (GO): DNA integration
Molecular function (GO): nucleic acid binding
Source: RefSeq, a predicted model, not a curated record
AUGGAUUUCAUGGGACCGUUUCCAUCCUCAUAUGGGAACACGUAUAUCCUUGUGGCGGUAGAUUAUGUGUCGAAAUGGAUAGAGGCCAAGGAUACCACCUCUUGUGAAUCCGGUGAGGUGGCAAAAUUUCUUAAGUCUAACAUUUUUAACAGGUAUGGUGUGCCUAUGGCUGUUAUUUCGGAUCAAGGAACACACUUCCAAAACCGAAUGAUAGAAGCUCUAAUGAAAAAAUAUGGAGUCCAUCACAGGCUGUCUACACCUUAUCAUCCUCAGUCAAAUGGGCAGGCGGAAAUAUCAAAUAGAGAGAUCAAGGCAAUACUAGAUAAGACGGUGAAUCCGUCAAGGAAAGACUGGAGUAUGGAACACGGGGCAUAUUGGGCGGUCAAGGAAAUUAACAUGAACCCUCAGGCGUGUGAAGAAGAGAGGAAACUAUUCAGGCCAUGGAGAACACAUCAAAUGCAGGAAACCCCACCGGAUCUGCCGAUUCCGAAGGAGGUUUGUUUCUACGAAGUCGGCAGGUUGGAGCUCCAAGUCAAGAUAGAGCAGGAUGUUGGUGAGUCGAAGGCAAGCAUGGAAGUGGAGGAGAUGAAAGCAGAAGUGAGUGCGAUGCACAAACAAUUGGGUGAAUUCAGAAAGGUGAUGGGUGUGAUGAGCAAUGAACUCGGUGACAUAAGGAAAGAAAUGGCCGGGAUACGAACAGAACUCGGGGGAGUUAGAGAAGAUAUGCAUGCCCUCAAGGGGCACGUCACAGUCAUGGUGGGGAAGUCAUCUACGAAAAAUGAUCGGAUGGCGGAGGCUGUCCAGUUAAUGAUGAUGAUGACCAAAUGGCUGAAGGAGAACUUCUCCGAGCCCCAGGCGAAACUGACUACUGGACCCAGCAAGGUGUCCACCCAGCCAGGGCCAGGAAGUUCAUCUCCACAGCAUCCCCCACCCGCGUCUAAACCUCUGCUAGCCCCGUCGGCUUCAAAGACCCUGACUGUAAAGAAGACAUUGACCAAGCAACCGAGUGAGGAAGUGAAGGAGAAGCCGGAUUCGCCGGCAAGAAAGAAAGCAAAAGUAACCCGCCCAUACGUUCCACCGCAGGUUGGCUCCCGAGGGAGCCAAACCCCGAAAUGCAGCCCUCUUGACCAAGAUUGUUGUUCCUGA